This is a messenger RNA of Phytomonas sp. EM1, 333 nucleotides long. The record is from the annotation of a GenBank genome assembly. NCBI's taxonomy places the organism in Eukaryota, Euglenozoa, Kinetoplastea, Trypanosomatida, Trypanosomatidae.
AUGGCCCUGGUGGAUCUUAAAGCGGACGGGGAGGCCUCGGAGGUCGGGGCCGCCUUACAGGACGCCCAGCUCGCCGCGUUCGGCCACAUUAUGCGGCAUCUCGUCUUUGCCGGGGGUACCCGCGUCGCCGGGCAUGACCGACGCGUCAUCGCGCAUAUGGCCUCCGAGGCGUACGCCGCGUCCUAUCCAAAGUUGGAGCGGGGGUUGGAGCUCGCGGGGAUCCCGACGAACCUCGUGGAGGAGCUCCGGGCGGGGAUGAUCCUCGCCAACGGACUGGGCGCGAUGCGGCGGAAAAUCAAGGAGAAGUUUAUCACCUGGGCGACGGCGUCGUAG